Messenger RNA from Prorocentrum cordatum, 692 nucleotides. Lineage: Eukaryota; Dinophyceae; Prorocentrales; Prorocentraceae. The record is from the annotation of a GenBank genome assembly.
GGCUCGAGGCCGCACCGCUCCGGCCCGCCAUGCACGCGCCGGCCGCCCCCGCCCCGCACGGGGCGUCCGUCGCGCGGGGCGCCUGCGGGGAAGCCACCGGCCCGGCCAUGGCGGCACCCGGCCGCGCCUCUAGGAGCGGGGCGGCAGCGGCGCCACCCGAGCCGGUGGAGAAGGCGCAGGCGAUCGUCCAGCAGCUGCUGCGACUCGCGGCCGAGCUCCACGACGGGCCAGCGGGCGCCGGCGGCUCCGGCCCCGCGGCCCCGCGGCGCCCCCGCGCCCAGGGCGAGGUGCAGGCUGCGGACGCGGCGCUGCAGAGGAGCCUGGCGUUCCUGCGCGACCUCGACCGGCAGUCGGAGGCCCUGGCCGGUCUCCGCGUGCCGCUCGGCGCGGUGAGGCACCUGGACGGGUCGACGCUGAGCCUGCUCCACUGGUGCCACGGCCUGCGGCGGCGGCUGCAGGCCUCCAACGCCGAGGCUCGCCGCUGUGCGGCCCCGCUCGCCGAGCUCUCCGAGAGCCUACGCGGCGCCGGCUGGGCAACGCAGGGCGCCUGCGAGGUGCCGCCCCCCAUGAAGCGGCGCCGGGCGGAGCCGCUUGCGGGCGACGCUGUGGCCACGGGGUGUCGCGGGGCCGCCUCGUAGGGGAAACACUCUGUGCCGAUGUGUGCUUCUUGGCAGGUCGCAAUCCUUCUCCUC